AUGCGGUGCUACCACUGUCAGAGAUUAACGCAUGCAAAGGAGCGCUGUCCUUUUCUUGAACAGGCUCAAGGAGCUAGUGAUCAGUCAACUGGAUUCAUGUCUAUCUCUCAGACUCCUCUUCCGCAGCGGGUUCUUGAAGCUACUGAUCCUCUGUAUGGAGUUUUAAAGGAAGAUCAAGUGGGAAUUAAUCCUCUCUCGGGUCGCCCGCGUAUUUCUCCUGAGAUUCUACAAGAGAUGCGCAAUUAUCUACUAGCUUCAAGCUCUGAAGACAGACAUGUUCGUGAACAAAGGGUCAUUGCUUCAGUGAAAGAUUCAGAGAUGAAACUGGACUCACAGAGAUCAGUGAUGCAACUCAUCCCCACUUCGCUGUUUGCUUCAGUCAUAAACAAAGGAAAAGGGAUAGUUGUCUCUGAUGAUAAAGAAGAAAGAAUGGGCCACUCUUCUAUCCCGAACCCGCAGCCUAAGCUUAUGGCAGCAGCAAUCUCCUCAGGACAGACGAUGUUCAACACCACAACUAACGUCUUCUGUAAACUGUUGCUACCAUCCCUUCAACAGUCUCAGGUGAAUCAAACCAGCUCUCUGAUUACUUUCACUGCUGAACCUGCUAGCUCCAAGGAGAAGGUAAUAAGGAAGCCAAGAAGAUUCAAAAGAAUCUACAACUCUCGUAAGAGGUUUCAGAAGUUACCUCAGGCUCAUGAUCACCAAGAGGUCACUGAAGGAAGUGUGAACAAGAAAAGGAAAGCUGAAGAUGAUUUGGCAGGUGUAUCCAAAGCUACAAAGAGCAAUGCACCAAAGAUGGUCCCACGUGAGGGACCUUCCAAUGCGUAA
This is a messenger RNA of Brassica oleracea var. oleracea, 828 nucleotides long. RefSeq lists its product as uncharacterized. The transcript has a single exon. NCBI's taxonomy places the organism in Eukaryota, Viridiplantae, Streptophyta, Magnoliopsida, Brassicales, Brassicaceae. Bases 1 to 828 code for a protein of 275 amino acids. The record is from RefSeq and is a predicted model, not a curated record.